Messenger RNA from Penicillium bovifimosum, 1914 nucleotides. RefSeq lists its product as uncharacterized. The coding region runs from base 1 to 1914 and encodes 637 amino acids. Lineage: Eukaryota; Fungi; Ascomycota; Eurotiomycetes; Eurotiales; Aspergillaceae. The record is from RefSeq and is a predicted model, not a curated record. The transcript has 2 exons.
AUGGGGGCAGGUCAGUCGAAUGAGCAUGGCUUAUCGUCACCAGAGGAGUUGAGCCACAUCCUGGCCGAACGCUUCGCCACAAAAUGCUUCACACCAUUAGAGCUCACGCAUUUCAAGGACAACUUUUUCUCUCGGGCCUCAGAGCAGGGAGGCUUGCGAUACUGGAAUGAGAAGACCCUCUCAGACUUCCUCGGCAUUCCAGAUGGAAUCUACACCUCUUCACAGGAACAUGCAUUAGACGCGGGUCCAGUGCUGUUUCGUAUGGUCUCCUAUCUAGGCGCAUUCCCAUUUCAGAACACGCUCGCGCCGAGUGUUCUCACCUUCGAGGCUAUGGUCAAGGUCGUUGUUCUCCUGACUGAGCGCUACGAAAAAGCGCUUAAGCGGGGACACAAGGACCGGAUCAAGCUACUAUUUGGCAGUUUGGCAGAUGUAGGACGGAAGCCUUCCGUUGCAAAUAAUGAGGAAACAAAGGCCGAGGACAAUGAAGCCGCGGCUAGCAGCUCACAUGCGCUUGGGUUCUCGGUAGAUGAACCGGCGGAUGAUGAUUACGAUGAAGACGAGGAUGAUGAUCUUGCACUUGCGGCAUUGGAGUCUCUUGAUGCAAUUGAGGUAUUUAAGCAGGAUUGCCGGGUUGAUAAGACUGUUUAUGAGACGAGGAUUUCUGUGGAUACGUUCCGCCGUUUGGUCAUGCUGCUGCUGGUCAUUGCACCACUGAAUCCCUUGGAGUCGUUGAAGAUUUACACAAAUGGUCUGGACGAGCGGAUGGAAGGGGUUCAAAAGGAGGCGGACAGUAUCCUCGCGGCCUUUUCACCAGAAGAAAGCGACGGAGGGAUAUCGUACAAGGCUUUCGCCCAAACGAUAUCGCUGUCUCUGCCGUAUCUUUUCGAACCACUAACUGCUCUUUUCGAGCACAUGCUUUUCAGCAAGAAUUUGAAUCUGUCUCAACGCCGCCAACAAGGCCUAGCUACUGAGACUGAAGAACAGGAGAAGGAUGAGAGCGAAAAUACUCUUCCAUCAACGGCUUCACUUACCCUUCCGGGGAGCUUUAAGUCGUCCAUACUGAACCCAACCCUCAACGCCCAUCUCUCAUUCUUCCUCCCUUCGACAUCAGCCGGUCUCAACCUUCUCCGCAGCGGUGUCAAAUUACACCCCGUUUUCUCCACGAGUGCCCACGGCUCCUCCCUAACAUCUUUCUCUCAUCACGUCCUAACUUGGCAAUCCGCAACUCUCCUCAUCCUACAAGGCUCACUCUCAGACUCAUCGAGUGAGGAGCUAGUAACACUAGGCGCCUUUAUCCCCCAGUGCUGGAAAACCUCCACAACAAUUCCAACCACACACAAACCAUCCGACCUCCUCCCCUGCCUCUUCCAACUAUCCCCCAAACACCUCCUUCUCCCAGGAAACCCCUCCCCAUCCGUAAAGAAAGUCAACACCCCAACAGCCUACUUCUCAACAACCACCGGCAUAGCAAUCGGCUGCCAAAUCCCCGCCCAGUCCCGCACGCAACAAAAAGCACCAACCCCACACGGAGCCGGCAGCCUAAUCAUCGAUGCAGACAUGGAAACAGCCGAGCUCCAUGCCGCACCCAUCGGACACGACGGCGUCUUCCUGCCGGCUGCAAACACAUCCCCCAACGAUCGACCGACAAAUCUAAAACUCGAUCUGUACACCCUAGAGAUCUGGGGUAUUGUCCCUGAUCCAGAGGAUAGCUCUUUCUCCGCAGAUCCGAGUAUGAGUGCGAUUGAGAUACAGCGGGCGAAGUGGGAGUUUGAGGCGCGGGAAGCGGAGCGUCGGAGGAAUAUCAAUAUUAAGGCUGGGGCGGGCGAUUCGGCCGCUGAGAGUGCUAGGUGGCUUCUGGAGACGGCGGGCAUCAUCGGGGAUGAGGCGAGGUAUGCUCGUGGAGGGAUGUCUUGA